CCUGAGCAUCUAUAAAGACGCUUCCUGUCCUCUUCUUGAGAGAAACAUGUAUUGAAACAUUAAUGGCUUGAUGGUACGAUACAGUAAUUAAAUAAAACGCAAGAUGAACUACGUACCCGGAACGGCGAGCCUCAUUGACGACAUCGAUAAGAAACACCUGGUGUUGCUCCGAGAUGGAAGGACGCUGAUUGGUUACUUGCGGAGCAUUGAUCAGUUUGCCAAUUUAGUUUUUCACCAGACAGUUGAGCGCAUCCACGUGGGAAAAAAGUUUGGUGAUAUUCCCAGAGGAAUUUUCAUCGUGCGAGGCGAAAAUGUGGUGCUUCUUGGCGAGAUAGACAUGGAUAAGCCCUGCGACACCGUCCUGCAGCAGGUCUCCAUCGAAGAGAUACUGGAGGAGCAACGGUUGCAGCAGCAAGCCAAACAGGAGACGGAGAAAGUCAAAAUGCAGGUCCUGAAGGACCGAGGCCUUUCCAUACCCAAAGCUGACAACCUCGAUGAAUACUAACACAGCCUUGUUGCCGUGAGCUUCUUUCUCAGUUUGAAUUGGACUGACAAGUUUUACGUUGAAUCUGAGAGCACAUGGCAGCCUGACUUUUUGUUUUUAAGUGGGCAGAAUACACCAUUAUACUGAGUAUCUACUGUGCUGUACUAAAUCAAUUUAAUUUGAAUUUUGUGGAGGGGGGUGAGUGACAACUGUUCUCAUUUUUGCAGUUUAUGUCAAAGGUGUUUUUGUUUUUCUUUUCUUUCCUGAAAUCAUUUUGGCAGUGUAGACUCUAUAGCACUUUGUAUUCUUUCAUAAUUAUGUCGAAAGUCUUUACAUUUGAAGAUAAUGUGGGACAGCUGUUGAAAGGGAGGAGCGGAGGGCGGGGACUACACGCUUUUCCCCAUUAAAGAGUUUAAUUUUUCAUUAUGAAAGUCCUGCUUGGAAAAAAAAAAUGUCUCCAUGCAUUAAAGGCACGUGAAGCUGGUCACGUUGGGUCAAUAAAGGCCCAGUGCCCUUU
Molecule: messenger RNA, 1001 nt
Organism: Archocentrus centrarchus (flier cichlid)
Lineage: Eukaryota; Metazoa; Chordata; Actinopteri; Cichliformes; Cichlidae
Gene: lsm1
Product: LSM1, U6 small nuclear RNA associated
Exons: 4
Coding region: 104-505 (133 amino acids)
Biological process (GO): deadenylation-dependent decapping of nuclear-transcribed mRNA
Cellular component (GO): Lsm1-7-Pat1 complex; P-body
Molecular function (GO): mRNA binding
Source: RefSeq, a predicted model, not a curated record